CCCACCCUCUGGGGCAGACACACCUCCACCGUCUUCCACCUGUUCAGAAACAGUUCCCAGCGAGGGCCACCAGGCUGUGGCUGGACCAGGAUGAGCAUGGAGAGGCCCCCCUGCCAGAGGACAGAGCCCCUGGGCAGCCUCCCAGUGCAGGUGAAUUCUGGGAGUUCAGAGCCUGGGAAGCAGGACCUGACUGAGGCGGGAGCAGAGCAGGAACUCAAGUGGAUUGAGCUGAGCUCUGAGGAGGCCCCGGGAGCCGGGGCAGAGGGGCCAGGUGCCCCACAGGCCUGGGGGUGUCUGCUGCAGGCCGUGUGGAGUGGUCACACAGGCCUCACAACACAGCUGCUCCGGCAGGGGGCCAGUGUGGAGGAGAGGGACAGCUCCGGAAGGACCCCUCUCCAUCUUGCCGUGCUGCGCGGCCACGUGCCCUUAGUGCGGCUCUUGCUGCAGCGCGGGGCGCCGGUGGGAGCCACGGACCACGCGGGGCGCACGCCGCUGCACGAGGCCUCCUGGCAUGGACACUCUCACGUGGCCGAGCUGCUGCUGCGUCGCGGAGCCCCGACGGCGGCGCGCUCCGGGGCGGGCCUCAUGCCACUGCACUGUGCGGCUGCGCUGGGGCGCACGCUGCUGGCUGGGCUCCUGUUGGCUGCGCCAGGCCCCGGUCCCGAGGCGGCGGACGCACGCGGCUGGACGGCGGCGCACUGGGCUGCCGCGGGUGGCUGGCUGCCGGUACUCGAGCUGCUGGCGGCAGGGAGCGGCGCCGGCCUGGAUGGCGCCCUGCUGGUGGCAGCCGCGGCGGGGCACACGGCGGCGCUGCGCCUGCUCCUGGACUGCGGCGCGCGGGUGGACGCCCGGGAUGGCUCGGGAGCCACCGCGCUCAGCGUCGCCGCCGAUUUGGGGCACCAGCAGGACGUGGAGGUGCUGCUUGACCACGGGGCGGACCCGCGCCUCCGAGACAGGCACGGACGCGCUGCACUCCACAGGGCGGCCGCCAGGGGGCACCUGCCUGCCGUCCAGCUGCUGGCAGCCCGGGGAGCGGAGGUGGAUGCUCAAGAUUCCUUGGGCCUCACCCCUCUGCACCAUGCUGCUCGGGGAGGCCACGCAGAAGUCGCCAGCCACCUCCUGGACAGCGGUGCACAGGUCAACGCUACUGGCUGGCUCCACAGGACACCCCUGCACCUCGCUGUGGAGCGUGGUCAUGGCCCCACCGCAGAGCUGUUGCUGAGCCGGGGUGCCAACCCCACCGUAAGCACACUGUGGGGUGAGGUGGCCCAAGACCUGGUGUCCAAGGGGGACCUGGCCCAGGCCUGGCCCACCCUUGGCAGGGAGCAGAAUGACUGCUAGGGCCAUACAGCCCCAUGGGCCUGAGCCUGCCUGGUCAGCACUGGACGGAAAGCUCCCCAGUCCCACAGCCCUGGUCCUGUACCAGGUUCUGCCCUUCUAGGCUGAGGCCACGGACGGUGUGGCUCAGAGAAUGGCCCAGCUGAGAGGUUCCUGCAGGAAAAGGGGAGGACAGUGGCUCGAGCCCCAGGAAUGGGUCCAUGGCCUGGCUUGGGACGGCAGUGCAUCACCUGUGCAGCUCUGGCCUUCCCCACAAUCUUCGGCAGAGAAACUGUCCUGGCCUUGUAUUUGACCAAGACCUGAUGGUCUCGCUUUGUCUGUCCACCACGGAGGUGGGGGGGUCGCCUUCAGCUGCUUUCUCUGUACGUGCGGGAGUUCUGUGUUUUCUUAGAUUUGAUAUUUGUUUACUUGUACCCAUUUACUACAGAGCUGAACCCUGGGGCCACAGUUGUCUACAGCUCCCCUGUGACCCAGGGCUCACACGCCCUGCUGAUAGUGCCUGCCCUAAAUUCCCAGGGCCAGGUGCCACAGGCCAGACAGCCGGCCGCUGCAGGGAGGCCUCCGGCAUUAUCCAACCAGCCAGUCCCAAACGGUUCCCCUGCCCUGCCCGGCCCCAGGGAGCUCCAGGAACUGUACUAACUAGAGCUUUUCACCACUCCUGCCUCCUCGCUGACACUUGUCCCUCUGCGGCCCAGCAGGGCCUGGUGUGUGCCCUCCUCUUGGGAAAUGUAAGAAAAUCUGUUUUCCAUGGCUUGUAGUUCCCUGUUGUCGCUUAGCCAAUCCCCAAGAUGAAAGCCCCAGUACAGCUGAAACAGACAGUUGUUAUCCUGGCUGCUGUGUGCGGCUCAGUGGAUUGAGUACCAGCCUCUGAACCCAGAGGUCGCUGGUUCAAUUCCCAGUCAGGGCAUGUGCCUGGGUUUCCAGCCAGGUCUCCAGUUGGGGGAGCUCGGGAGGCAACCAAGCACAUCAUUUCUCUCCCGCU
This is a messenger RNA of Artibeus jamaicensis (Jamaican fruit-eating bat), 2320 nucleotides long. It is a transcript of the gene ANKRD65, whose product is annotated as ankyrin repeat domain 65. The transcript has 4 exons. The record is from RefSeq and is a predicted model, not a curated record. Lineage: Eukaryota; Metazoa; Chordata; Mammalia; Chiroptera; Phyllostomidae. Gene Ontology annotation, molecular function: protein binding. The coding region runs from base 91 to 1341 and encodes 416 amino acids. Gene Ontology annotation, cellular component: cytoplasm; nucleus.